Daldinia vernicosa is the source of this 840-nucleotide messenger RNA. RefSeq lists its product as uncharacterized. The transcript has a single exon. Bases 1 to 840 code for a protein of 279 amino acids. The record is from RefSeq and is a predicted model, not a curated record. NCBI's taxonomy places the organism in Eukaryota, Fungi, Ascomycota, Sordariomycetes, Xylariales, Hypoxylaceae.
AUGGGCCCCCAGAACAUCUCAUUUGUUAAGGACCUGUUCAUUAUAUACCGAUGCACCCCGGAUAAUGAGUAUUCUGGACCUGCAGGGGAAUGUAAAGGCUGUAAAUUCAGAGGAGAACUGAAAGACUAUGAUAGGUGGGCAGACAUAUUCAAGUACUUCAAAGAAGCCCAGCCUACAUUACAGCAUCUAGAAAUAUAUUUCAAGCCAUGUGCAGGCUUUUUUGACGAUGGUGGUGACGAGUUGGGGUUGACGUGGGAAGAAGAGCGGCAAAUGAUGAGGUGGCGCAGCAAGAUGGCCAAAUGCGGCCUGCAUAGACGAUGUCGUGUUUAUAGGGACAUGAAUAUCCAGAAGCAUUUAUUGUUCUUCAGCAACGCAAGAGCAAUUCGCUUAGGUGGCCAAUUUAACCCUCUGAUGUCUUUAUUACUCCGCAGAGAGCACGGCUUCAUCAUCAAGCGGUGGCAGGAUCGAAAGGAUAAAAAGGACUCCUACGGAUUAGAAAUCCUCAACCCGGAAUAUCAAAUAGACUUGCAGGGUUUCACAGAGUCGGUGAAAAUGAAGGGUGUUUACUACGAAAAUGUGGAAGAAGGGCGACAAGAGGAAGAAAAAUCGUUAGAGUUAGAGGAGCAGGACUCAGACUCGGAGUUGGAGUGGGGGGAAGAUGAAAGACCGGAGGUGCCAGAGAUGGAGGAGUCAGAAGGAGAGGGUGCUAGGCUCGGAAUACAUCAUUUUCUUGACAAGGAAGACGACGAAUUCGAUAGAUGGGAUUUCCCUGACGUACGGUUCAUGCGGGAAGAUGCUCCGCGUACAACGCAGGACUCACCAGAAACAAUCAACGCCUAA